AAUUCUGAUAAUUCGUAAUGCACGGGGGACCUGAUUAGCACAGUCUCCUAAAGAUUUCGGCGUGGAAGGAGUUUGGGGAAUCGCAGCAAUAGUUUAGCUGGCGAGUUAAACGACAGAGCUACACGGGGGUGCGAAGAGGGGGAGAUGGGCAACUGUCUGAACUCUCCUACUUCGGAUGACAUCUCUUUGCUGCAUGAUUCCCAGUCGGACAGAGCUAGUUAUGGUGACGGGCCCGACCCAGACCAGGAACCGCCUCCUCCAUACCAGGAGCAGGCUGAGGUGCCUGUGUAUCACCCCACCCCCAGUCAGACGCGGCUGGCCUCCCAGCUGACGGAGGAGGAGCAGGUCCGCAUUGCGCAGAGGAUCGGCCUCAUCCAGCACCUCCCCAAGGGCGUGUACGACGGGGGGAAGGAUGGCUCCGAAAAGAAGAUCAGAGAGUGUGUGAUCUGUAUGCUGGACUUUGUGUAUGGAGACCCCAUCAGGUUCCUGCCCUGCAUGCACAUCUACCACCUGGACUGCAUCGAUGACUGGCUCAUGCGCUCCUUCACCUGCCCGUCCUGCAUGGAGCCCGUGGACGCUGCGCUGCUGUCCACCUACGAGACCAACUGACCCCGCCCUGCUACGCCCCACCGGGCCCUGCCCAAGCUCCUCCCCCCCCCCCACCCCCCCACACACACACCACACCCCUGCUGGGUGAGCUUCUAGGCAGAGGGCAGGGUCUGGAGUGUAGAGAAUUGGGGGAGUCCCUCCCCACCCUCCCACUCACUAGGGGACCAAUGCUAAGGACCUUGGAUUUGGGACAUUUUUCUUGGGGGAGGGGUGGGCAUGCAGUCUGGGAUGUUGUUUCUUUAUUUUUUUUGGGGGGGGGGAUCUGCUGGUCAGAGAAUCCCAUGUGGAAAGAGGGGAACUGAGCAAUGGAGCUGUACAUUACCACUCAGAAAUGAGACUGACAGGACCUUUCAGCCCCGUUGAAGAGUGCUGAGCCACUUAGAAUGGAAGGAAAAAAAGAGAGACACCUUGUGGACUCUUCUCCAUUUGCUAUUGGGGGAAAAAUAGGAUGAACUUGACUGUUGUCAUGACGAGCAGCAAUGAACAGCCUCUCCCUGCUGCUGUCAGUGCUCUGCUCCGCCCAGAGACACGCCUCUUCUCUUUCAGCGCUCUCUGAGGCCGAGGAAAGGGUUAAUCUCUGGCCAGUCUGCCAAAGGGCUCACUCAUGCCUCUACCCUCGGAGGGGGCCGAUACAAAACGUCACCAAUUACAGAUACUUGCACAUGUAUCAAAACUAGUGAUUUGCACAUGGACAGUAAAUGGACAAAAAAGGUUGUAUAUCGGUAUAAAGAGAGGUUUUAGUGGGUUGAAAUGUCUAUGCCUUCAGCCUUGUAAUAUUUUUCUUUUUUGGCACAAUGGAAGUUUAUAGCUACCCAUAAUGCAGUUGGCCGUAUGUGAUAGUGAAGUUGCAUUAGCUGUUGGCACAAACGCAGCUACAUAGAUUGAAGAGAGGGCUGCCCCACUCUGAUGCUCUGCAUCCCCAGAUUCCUCUGAACGGCAGUGAGGGAUCAGGUGUGGUUUCAGGUGUCUGAUCCCCCUUCUAAGAUAGUGCAGGUGUUGAGGUUCAUAGACACAAGGUGGGUGGUGUUUUGUGUGUGUUUGUGUAGCUAGGCAGCAGGUCCUGCUCUAGUCCAAGCAUUUUGUGCCUGAAAACACCCCAUCCUCUCCUGCUGCCUUGCAGUGCCCCAGACAGUGUCUCUCCCUUAGUUUGUAAUUUCACUGAAAGUGGUGGUGUUUGGAGUAGCAAUAAAUAAUGACUGUCUUUCUUUAAAGGUGUUUUGGUAGUGUUUUGCUGUGUUUCUGGUUCUGUUUGACCAAGUUUAAAAGAGAAAUGGUCGAGGAGAUUCAGUGCUUUCCUUCAGCACCUUCUUUGGACUGCAGUAAAAAUCCUAAAUUCUUGCAUUUUUAAUUGCAUCAGCAUCCUUUUUUCACAUUUUCCCCCCUUUUUGUUGAAUCACUGUACAUUUGGCUCGUCACACCAUGAGAAUCCUUUCUUUGUGCACAGGAGAGCUGGACUGCUCAGCAAUGCAGUCAUCUGAUUCCAGCAGUUACUAUUUUUCACACUACAGUUCCCACAAUGCACCAGGAGAGCAAAUGCGGAAAUGAAGAUGCACCCAUCUCCCUGAAAUCAUUUAAGUGACUCAUAGGCACCUGACGAGUCACAGGGUGCUGCGAGAGCAGUGUUAUGUGGGAACCCUGGCCAACAGCACCCACCCCACUGUGGCAGAAUGAGGCCAGUUGUGUUCCACUGAAAGGGACUCUCAGCUAUUGUCAGUGAAUGACAGGUCUCAAACCUUGGUCUUGCGUGUAGGAUUUGACCUGUCGGGAAUAAGAGCCUUAGCUGACUCAGCUGUUCAGGAGCUGCUCCUUUCAAAUAUUCUAAUGCUGCCAUUCCAUGUACAUCACUCCUUUCUCCUCAUCCCCCAACGUGUACCCAUGACAAAUUUCUCUGAGUCUAGGGAUAUUCUAGAAGCUCCCGCCCACUGAUUGGAGGUCAUCUUCAUCACCCACCACACUUACACCUGCCUGGUCCUACUCGGGUCAAAGAGGAAUCUGAUGAGGAACAAGUGGGUUGAAAAGUUAUGUUCCCCAUGCUUUAAACAAACAGGUGUUCUGGCUGUAUCUGGCUGUUCCAUUCUUUUUCAUGUCCAUGUCCCCC
Messenger RNA from Megalops cyprinoides (Indo-Pacific tarpon), 2707 nucleotides. Its product is annotated as RING finger protein 11-like. NCBI's taxonomy places the organism in Eukaryota, Metazoa, Chordata, Actinopteri, Elopiformes, Megalopidae. The record is from RefSeq and is a predicted model, not a curated record. The transcript has 3 exons. Bases 145 to 609 code for a protein of 154 amino acids.